UCGCGUGCAGUUCACCAUCGCCGCCGCCGCUACGACCCCAUAAUGCGUAUAUGUGCGUUGCGCGUGUGUUUAUCGUACCUAUAUUGUUUUAAGGGUCACCCAAGUCGUCUAGGCGAGAUAUAAUUAUUAUACAUCCGUCAUAAACCGAAAUACAUUUUACAAUAUUGCUGAAUUGUUACGCUUACAUCGUGCGUCGUUGUGCUGCUUCGGAAAGACUUUCGUCGUCUUUUGUGCGCCCAAAAUAUAUACUUUGGCCAACAACCGCGGUCAUGCAACUCCUCCUGCGCGCGAUGUCGUGGCUGCGACGAUGACAACGACCGACCGCAUAGGUACGCCAGCAGCUACCACAGGACCAUCGUCGUUGUGAAUUAUUAUCUUAACUAGGUAGAUUAAACCCUACCUAGUACACCUAUGAUAUAAUAAUAUAAUCACGGCAGGUACCUAUACCUACAUCUUAUUAUCACCUGUACGCGUGGAUGGUCGUCACGAGGUAUACUUCCUAAAUAAAUAAUACCCACGCUGAAUAUUAUGAUCACGGUCCUGCGGCGGUAAUAAAUUGCAGUCGUCUUCGGCAGAGUUCGAGUGUUGACCGGUUUCCGAAUAAUUAGAUAACAUGCGGUUAGCAAUAAGUCUGUCAGUCGUGUUGAUAGCGUGCAUGGUACGUGUGACGUAUAAUUUGGAAUGCGAACAAAAUCAAAAUGGACAGUCCAUGAGCUUCUUUAAGACAAACGGUGAUCUUCUGUUAACUGGUUUCUUUGACGUCUACGACGAGAAAUGUUCGGGCCCCACGUCAACUGGUAUCCAUUCAAUGGAAAUGGUAGCCACCGUUGUACAAAUACUAAAUUCGAUUCAUUACAUCCCAGGCAUCACAUUAGGUUUAACUUUGUACGAAGUGUGUUCGUAUCGAAGUUCAGAUCUCCAAAAAGCAUUGAUAUCGUUCGUCGUCGACAAAGAUUGCAAUAACUCGACAAUACCGAUUGCCAUAUACACUACCGAAGACAUAAGAGCCAAAAUCAGUCCGUCGAUUGGUCUGGACAUACCCAUCGUGACGGCAGGACCUAUUAUUGACGUGGACAUCCAUGCCGAAGCAGCCGUCAAGUUUUUAACCGUAAACAAUAUUAGCGUCGCGGACGUAUUAAUUGCGCAGGAUCUGGACGUCGCUCAGAGGUUCGAAAGUGUGGCCAAAGACAACGGAUUGUGUUUGAACAGGACGGUCUUGGCUCAUGACUUUGGAAAUUUGAACGACUCCCUAGUGGUCAUCGUCAUGACGAACAAGAAUGUCAUUAAAUCAAUAAUAGAAUCGUCAUUGACCGUCCGUGUGUCUCAUUUCAUUAUAAUACCCCUGGACGGACCGUUACCGCCUAAAUCAGACUUCGUGUUCGGCUCAUACGUGUUUCAAGCGUACGGCAGCUGCCCGUUCGUCAACAGCAACAACAGCAACAACAACAACAACAGCGGUGACGUCACCGCGGCACCGGAACAGCUGCAGGCGGUGUCCGCGCAGUUCGUGCAGACGGCCGUGGACGUGCUGCGCGCGGUGGACGCGUACACCGGGAACGUGGACGACGGCGGCGUGGACGAAGAGUGCGGCCGGAACUCGUCCGCAGGACAGUGCGUCCCGACGGCGGAAAACCAGACGGCCGCGGGUAGUUACGACGUCGAGACGGUGGGUCGAGUGCUGGACAGGCUGCUGUUGCUGGACGGUAGCGGCGGCGAGUAUAACGUUACGUUGGUGCACGUGACCGAAUACGGCGGUGGCGGUCAGACGGUCGGUGGUUACGCACAGGACUCGAACGGCACGCGCCGGUUGUGGUUGCAGAAGGACGACAGCGGCGGCAGUGGUCAGCAACCGCGGUACUUGAGCAAGUGCGAGGCGGACGGAUCGUGUCCGACGUGCCGGUCGCGGCCCACGCCGACGGCCACGCCCGCCGCUCCGUCGUACGGAUUGCUUUCGGUGACGUGGAAGGAGGACGUGUGGAUAGCGUCCACGCUGACCGUGUCGGCGGUGGGCGCCAUAUGCGCCGCGUGCAUAGCGACGUUCGUGCUGGUGCGCGUGUGCAAGAAGGACGUGAUGGAGGGCAACCCGACGUUUUCUUUCGUGCUGGUGGCCGGCACGCUGCUCAUGUACGCCAGCGCCGUGCCGUUCGCGGUGCACGACAGCGCCGCCGGUUGGCCGCGGCAAACCGUGUGCUACGCCAAGCUGUUCGGCGCGUCGGGCAGCUGCGCGUUCGUGUUCUCCGCCAUGCUGGCCCGGAGCCUGAUGAUCGCCGCGUGCGACUGCGACUCGAGCUUCAUGAGCCACGUCAACGGCUACCUGCAGACGUCCCUGUUCGCGUUCACCGUGGGCGUGCAGCUGGCGCUCAUGCUUCAGUUCGUGGCCAUACACGCCGCCGUCGUGCCGUCGUCCGACCUGUGCCGGGUGUUCGUCGACGGUCCCCUGUUCCUGGGCACCAUGUCCUACGACGCGCUGCUGCUGGUGCUCCUGUGCGUCACGUCCCCGUUCGUGUUCCGGUCGAAGCGCAACUACCGGGAGGGCGCGUGCUUCGCCAUCGCCACUUACCUGGUGUUCGCCGUCUGGCUGUGUUGGACCACGGCGUACGUCGUCCUGCCCAGGCAGUGGUCCGACAUGUGCGUAAUGGUUGGCCUGACGGCCACCGCGACCGUGAUCGUGGUCACCGUGUUCAUACCACGCACGUACAUGAUGAUGUUCGGUAUCGUCCGUGAACAGAUCACCAGCUCGCUGCCGUCGCUUGGCUACGGUCACGGCGGUGGUGGCUGCGGCGGCGCCAGCGUCACGGACGUCAACUACAGGUCCACGCAGGCCCUGUACGAUUCUGUCCACGUGGCCGCCCCCAAGUGCCAGUCGUCCAGUUUCAAAGGCCAAUCCAACCCGAACUACUACUCGCCGGCGGGGUCGCAUAUACAUUCCAUCCCCAGGAGCCGACCACUGACUCCGGUCGACGAGUACGACUCACCCCCAUCGAUCGACAACAGGAUAACCAGAUUCUAAUAUCCAGUUGUAGCUGCGCCCCUCGUCAGCUGGUUGACCGGUGACGACGUUUGUCCGACUAUAAAUAUUAUUGAUCCCGAUGUAGGUCUAAAAGCAUUACACCGUCACCCACCGACCACGACGAUGAACGAUAAUAUUACCUACAUAUUAAUAAUUCAUUAUUUUGUCGUAUCCCCUUGUUCGUUUUUUAAUUUUUUAUUAGCAAGCCGCAUCGACCAUAUUAUUAUUAUACCCUAGGUAAUAGUAUAACUAUUACUACUAUUACUAAUAUAACUAUACUAUUGCCAAUAUAUAAGGGGUGGAGCCCGGAAUUUCAAAUUAUUUAUGCACUCAAUACAUUAUUGCUCCCUUCACUCAAGUCGUCUUGUACUUGUACGUAUCUUAGUUUAUGUUUAUUACUUAGGUAUUGUAUUAAUUGGAUAUAGAUUGUAAAUAUUCGCAGUAAAAAAAAAAAAAAUCAAACUUUGAUCAAAAAUGGAUAUUAUUUAAUUUCAUGUUUAUGAAACGAUGCAAUUCAUGCAAUUAUCUAUUAAUAAAUAUACAACUUAUAUACAAUUAUGAAGAAAAACAAUGAACCAAUAGGAUCUACGCGACUAAAUGCAUUACAAAACGCUAAAAUAAUUAAUUGGAACUAUAUAAUUCUAAGUCAAGUGUAUAAGAUUAUGCAUUUACAUAAUAUACAAAUCCGGGACCUACUAGCUACUAUAAUUAUAAUAUAGUGCUAUAACGUACCAUCAUUAAUUUGUCAAGAUAUUUUCUGCUUUUAAAAUGUACACCAUAUAAUUAUUAGGUAUAUAGUUUAUAAGUAUCUACUAAUUAAAUAAUUUUCUCAUUGACUUGGUAUAGUUACUAUAGUUCCCUGCCCUAAUUGUCGUUUUAAUAUGACUCCUGCCAGAUAAUCAAUGAUGCAUUGUAUAGCUCGUAUGCAUACCCUAAUAUGUGCAAUUGAUUAGCUGGUUAAUAUAGACAAUUUGUAAUUAUUUAAAAA
Molecule: messenger RNA, 3998 nt
Organism: Acyrthosiphon pisum (pea aphid)
Lineage: Eukaryota; Metazoa; Arthropoda; Insecta; Hemiptera; Aphididae
Gene: boss
Product: G protein coupled receptor bride of sevenless
Exons: 7
Coding region: 614-3010 (798 amino acids)
Biological process (GO): visual perception; G protein-coupled receptor signaling pathway; proteolysis
Cellular component (GO): membrane
Molecular function (GO): sevenless binding; G protein-coupled receptor activity; cysteine-type endopeptidase activity
Source: RefSeq, a predicted model, not a curated record